AUGUUUCGGUUAAAUUCAAAUAUUUUAACUUCUCUUACUCAAUGUCAACAACUCGCAGUUUUGUCAAUUAGAGGAAUUGCUCGUAUACCUCAUUGGGAGUACCACAUUCGAUUUGACCCCAAAGUGGGAAGGAAACGACCAGCACAGGAUGUUCUCGAUCGUUUUAGGCGUUUAAACAAUGAUGUACAAAAUGGUCACUCGAUCAUUUGCUAA
Messenger RNA from Meloidogyne enterolobii, 213 nucleotides. NCBI's taxonomy places the organism in Eukaryota, Metazoa, Nematoda, Chromadorea, Rhabditida, Meloidogynidae. The record is from the annotation of a GenBank genome assembly.